This is a messenger RNA of Homo sapiens (human), 7780 nucleotides long. RefSeq names its product occludin (gene OCLN). Lineage: Eukaryota; Metazoa; Chordata; Mammalia; Primates; Hominidae. The record is from RefSeq and is a predicted model, not a curated record. Gene Ontology annotation, biological process: bicellular tight junction assembly; tight junction organization; negative regulation of gene expression. Gene Ontology annotation, cellular component: endocytic vesicle; tight junction; apicolateral plasma membrane. Bases 1779 to 3347 code for a protein of 522 amino acids. The transcript is spliced from 9 exons.
GCACGGAAGCCGGGACCCGCGCCCAGCCGGGCCACGGAGUUUGGGGACCUCCGGGACUGGGCCGGCCCCGCGCGCCAGCCAUGUUGCCUGCGUCGGAGGAAGCGUGCGGGGAGCAGGGGUCGAGGGCCAAGAUGGCCUCUGCGCCUAGGGGUUGGGAGCGGCGCCGAGCCCCUCGCGCUCCUCGGGAAGCCACCGGGCCCGAGGGAAAAGCCGCGGCAUCCUUAGGCCGGACCCGGGGCUCGCUGGCCACACUGCCCGCUUGGGGAAUUACCCUGCUCGAGGAGGAGGCGGCGGCUUUCCAGGCCAGUCAGUGUGUGGCCCUUAGGCAACAGGUGUAUUAUUGGGAUACCUGGAAAAGAGAAACGUUUCCCAUGAAGGCACUUAUGGUGUUUUUUGGUGAUUCUUGGUGUGAUAGAAAACUAGGCGUUCCCAAGUGUAACAAUAGUAACAGUAGUUCUUUUGCACUGUACAUAUGAGGUGCUUCUGUGUGUGUGUGUGUGUUUUUCCGAGACGGAGUCUGGCUCUGUCCCCCAGUGCAGUGGCAUCAUCUGGGCUCACUGCAACCUCUGCCUCCCGGGUUCAAGCGAUUCUCCUGCUCAGCCUCCCGAAUAGCUGGGAUUACAGGCACCCACUAGUAUGCACAGCUAAUUUUUGUAUUUUUAGUAGAGACAGGGUUUUGCCAUUUGGUCAGGCUGGUCUCGAACUCCUGACCUCAGGUGAUUCGCCCGCCUUGGCCUCCCAAAGUGCUGGGAUUACAGGCGUAAGCCACCACACCCAGCCUUUAUGAAUAUUUUCUUAGUGGUGCUUUAAAAUAGACAUCUUAAGUGUGUGUGGGAGGCAGAGAUAUUUCCUCAAACAAAGCAACACUUUUUUUUUGGUCGUUUUGCAAUUUAUUUAGUUAUUAGGGGCCUCCUUUGUUAGGUGACGGAGCAGAGGAUAGGGAGAUCGGUAAGACAUGAUUCUCCACCUUUUGGCAGUUUCCAGGCCAUUUCGGGAAAUAGUGGGCAGCAGUGCCUCCUGCACGUGAGGCACUGUGGUAAAAGCAUUCUGUAUUUUCUCAUUUAAUUAUCCCAACAACUCUAAAAGGCAGGCCUUAGUAGAACUCCAUUUUAAAAGUGGGCAAAUGCCGUGGGGGAAACGUUGCAGGUGGGCUUGCUUGCAAACUGCUUCAGCUAAUAUGGGAAGGAGUAUCAGAAGCAGCGGUCCUUGAUAUUCCAGAACCAGAUUUGGGGAAUUUUUCUGGACUUUUCUACCAUUGACUAGUAACUGUAGCCUGAUACAAGAUUUCCCGCAUUUUGCUUGAUAUCAAGGUAAAAUUCUUGUUUUCUUCUAAAGGUAGUGUUGGAAUUACUACCUUUUCAAAAUAGUAUAUUACUUUUAACCACAUAAAUGAUCUGAUGUAAUAUCUUUCAUCUUCCUAGGAACCUCCCAGAAGGAAGUUUUCUUCAGUUGCAUUUUAAGGCUUAUUUGAUUGGAAUAUUAAUGGAUCUUUUUCAUCAAAUUACUAUUUAUGGAAAUAAGAGAGUAAACAGACCAUGCAGAUUUAUGUUAGGCUUUUUGUUUUAACCCCUAGGCUUGCCGCUGUUCCGUAACCCAGUGAUUCCAGUCUUGGCUGUGGUAUGAAUCACUUAGGGAUCCUAUUAAAACACAGAUUCUGAUUGGGAGGUCAGGAGUGGGGCCUGGGAUUCUGCCUUUCUAACAGGCUCACAGAUUGGUUUAUCUUGGAAGCUAAAGGGCAUUGCUCAUCCUGAAGAUCAGCUGACCAUUGACAAUCAGCCAUGUCAUCCAGGCCUCUUGAAAGUCCACCUCCUUACAGGCCUGAUGAAUUCAAACCGAAUCAUUAUGCACCAAGCAAUGACAUAUAUGGUGGAGAGAUGCAUGUUCGACCAAUGCUCUCUCAGCCAGCCUACUCUUUUUACCCAGAAGAUGAAAUUCUUCACUUCUACAAAUGGACCUCUCCUCCAGGAGUGAUUCGGAUCCUGUCUAUGCUCAUUAUUGUGAUGUGCAUUGCCAUCUUUGCCUGUGUGGCCUCCACGCUUGCCUGGGACAGAGGCUAUGGAACUUCCCUUUUAGGAGGUAGUGUAGGCUACCCUUAUGGAGGAAGUGGCUUUGGUAGCUACGGAAGUGGCUAUGGCUAUGGCUAUGGUUAUGGCUAUGGCUACGGAGGCUAUACAGACCCAAGAGCAGCAAAGGGCUUCAUGUUGGCCAUGGCUGCCUUUUGUUUCAUUGCCGCGUUGGUGAUCUUUGUUACCAGUGUUAUAAGAUCUGAAAUGUCCAGAACAAGAAGAUACUACUUAAGUGUGAUAAUAGUGAGUGCUAUCCUGGGCAUCAUGGUGUUUAUUGCCACAAUUGUCUAUAUAAUGGGAGUGAACCCAACUGCUCAGUCUUCUGGAUCUCUAUAUGGUUCACAAAUAUAUGCCCUCUGCAACCAAUUUUAUACACCUGCAGCUACUGGACUCUACGUGGAUCAGUAUUUGUAUCACUACUGUGUUGUGGAUCCCCAGGAGGCCAUUGCCAUUGUACUGGGGUUCAUGAUUAUUGUGGCUUUUGCUUUAAUAAUUUUCUUUGCUGUGAAAACUCGAAGAAAGAUGGACAGGUAUGACAAGUCCAAUAUUUUGUGGGACAAGGAACACAUUUAUGAUGAGCAGCCCCCCAAUGUCGAGGAGUGGGUUAAAAAUGUGUCUGCAGGCACACAGGACGUGCCUUCACCCCCAUCUGACUAUGUGGAAAGAGUUGACAGUCCCAUGGCAUACUCUUCCAAUGGCAAAGUGAAUGACAAGCGGUUUUAUCCAGAGUCUUCCUAUAAAUCCACGCCGGUUCCUGAAGUGGUUCAGGAGCUUCCAUUAACUUCGCCUGUGGAUGACUUCAGGCAGCCUCGUUACAGCAGCGGUGGUAACUUUGAGACACCUUCAAAAAGAGCACCUGCAAAGGGAAGAGCAGGAAGGUCAAAGAGAACAGAGCAAGAUCACUAUGAGACAGACUACACAACUGGCGGCGAGUCCUGUGAUGAGCUGGAGGAGGACUGGAUCAGGGAAUAUCCACCUAUCACUUCAGAUCAACAAAGACAACUGUACAAGAGGAAUUUUGACACUGGCCUACAGGAAUACAAGAGCUUACAAUCAGAACUUGAUGAGAUCAAUAAAGAACUCUCCCGUUUGGAUAAAGAAUUGGAUGACUAUAGAGAAGAAAGUGAAGAGUACAUGGCUGCUGCUGAUGAAUACAAUAGACUGAAGCAAGUGAAGGGAUCUGCAGAUUACAAAAGUAAGAAGAAUCAUUGCAAGCAGUUAAAGAGCAAAUUGUCACACAUCAAGAAGAUGGUUGGAGACUAUGAUAGACAGAAAACAUAGAAGGCUGAUGCCAAGUUGUUUGAGAAAUUAAGUAUCUGACAUCUCUGCAAUCUUCUCAGAAGGCAAAUGACUUUGGACCAUAACCCCGGAAGCCAAACCUCUGUGAGCAUCACAAAGUUUUGGUUGCUUUAACAUCAUCAGUAUUGAAGCAUUUUAUAAAUCGCUUUUGAUAAUCAACUGGGCUGAACACUCCAAUUAAGGAUUUUAUGCUUUAAACAUUGGUUCUUGUAUUAAGAAUGAAAUACUGUUUGAGGUUUUUAAGCCUUAAAGGAAGGUUCUGGUGUGAACUAAACUUUCACACCCCAGACGAUGUCUUCAUACCUACAUGUAUUUGUUUGCAUAGGUGAUCUCAUUUAAUCCUCUCAACCACCUUUCAGAUAACUGUUAUUUAUAAUCACUUUUUUCCACAUAAGGAAACUGGGUUCCUGCAAUGAAGUCUCUGAAGUGAAACUGCUUGUUUCCUAGCACACACUUUUGGUUAAGUCUGUUUUAUGACUUCAUUAAUAAUAAAUUCCCUGGCCUUUCAUAUUUUAGCUACUAUAUAUGUGAUGAUCUACCAGCCUCCCUAUUUUUUUUCUGUUAUAUAAAUGGUUAAAAGAGGUUUUUCUUAAAUAAUAAAGAUCAUGUAAAAGUAACAAAUGUGUGAAAUUUAAAGAUUGUAAAUAUAUAUUUACUUUUUUAAGAUCAAAGUUUAAACCCCGUGGUUAGAAUUUUGUGUGUUUUUAAAUACUUUUUAUCUUUUUGCAUGCCUUUUUUAAAAAACCAACUAGAACUUUUCAUUAUAUCAGAAUAUCUGAUUACAUUUAUAAUUCAAUUGUGACUUGAACUGUAUCUUACAGGAAUGUUCAAUUUCUAUACAUAUUUUAUAAGGUAUUAAACCUGGUGUUUUCUUUCCAUAAUAACCUGUUUGAUGUUAUUAGUGCUGUUAACAUACAGCAAUGGAAAACCACACUCAGGAGUUGUAUCUGUUGUUGUUUAUACUCCUUUGGAUGCUGUGCUGGUUAGUCGUUUCCCAUUCCUUUGGCUGUAAGAAUGCUGAUAUGUCUGGGAAUAGAAUGCUAUACCACGAAAUACCAAAUAAUUUCAAAUGGUGCCCUUAAAUUGUAUCACUUUUUUAAAAAUUCAGAUUCUUAUUAGUAAAAUUAGUUGAUAGCACUGUGCUGACCAAGUUGAUUGUGAUCAUCCCAGCUUAGACUUUUCUAAAAACUUUUUUUUAGAAUAAUCUAUAAACUGAACUUUAGUAUGCAUUUCAGAUAUUUAGGUAUAUAAUUUUUUUUUUUUUUUUGAGACAGAGUCUCACUCUCACCCAGGCUGGAAUGCAGUGGUGCUAUCUUGGCUCACUGCAACCUCCACCUCCCGGGUUCAAGCAAUUCUCCUGCCUCAGCCUCUCGAGUAGUUGAGACUACAGGUGCCCAUCACCAUGCCUGGCUAAUUUUUGUAUUUUUAAUAGAGACGGGGUUUUACCAUAUUGGCCAGGUUGGUCUUGAACUCCUGACCUUGUGGUCUGCCUGCCUCGGCCUCCCAAAGUGCUGGGAUUACAGGCGUGAGCCACCAUGCCUGGCCUAAGUGUGUGUGUGUGUGUGUGUGUAUUUUUUUUUUUUUUUUUUUGAGAUGGAGUUUUGCUCUUGUUGAACAGGCUGGAGUGCAAUGUCGCGAUCUCAGCUCACCACAACCUCCGCCUCCCAGGUUCAAACAAUUCUCCUGCCUCGGCCUCCCGAGUAGCUGGGAUUACAGGCAUGCGCCACCACACCUGGCUAAUUUUUUUUUUGUAUUUUUAGUAGAGAUGGGGUUUCUCCAUGUUGGUCAGGCUGGUCUCGAACUCCUGACCUCAGGUGAUCCAUCCACCUCGGCCUCCCAAAGUGCUGGGAUUAGAGGCGUGAGCCACUGUGCCCGGCCUAUAAUUUUUGAUAGAUGAUUUUGAAUUAUUUUCCAGAGAUAAAAUUUUAAAUGUUUCCAUUAUAUCACUGAUUUAUUUCUGCAAAUUGAAUAAAUUCUUAAUUUUCUGCAUGCACAUAAUACAAAAGGUAUUUUCAUAGUUUUGGAUUUAUACCAAAUGAAAAGGAUUCUCUUGAUGAGCACCUUUAACUGAUUUUUCUGUUAAAGUUUUAACAAUUUGUUCUUGGAAGUCAGUUCGUGAAGGCAAGUUUGUCAGUAUUUUCACAAAACUAUUCAGCUGAAUCCAGAAAGUGAAACAGCAAGAAUUUGCAUUGUAAAAUUGUGUUAUAAAAUUGGACUUUGAAAUUUCAAAAAUAAGAAAAAUUUUCAUGUGUAUUUAUACUAAAUACCGUUUUAGGAAACUAGGAUCAGGGUGUUUCUGUUGGCGUUGGCAUUAACUAGCUGGAUGUAAAUUUGAAAAGCCACUCAAGCAGCUUCCUAGUCUAGAAAGUCAGAGGUUUAGAUUAGAUUUCCGACAUCCCUUCCAUUUCUGACCUGUAGUUCUUGUCUGGAAUUCUGCUUUGUUAUAAACUAUUGUUCUAAGGAGUUUGUUGUGAUAGCACAUAGUUCAUUUUGUAAAGAUUCCCUGCGUAUAAAGUGAUGCCCUACAUAUGUGAUUUUGUAUUAAAAGUAUAUAGGAUCAUUAUUUUAUUUUGAAAAAUUUAAAUACAGAAAAGUAUAAAAUAUAAGUACCAUCCGCCCAGAAAUAACAUGUGUUAAUGUUUUGUCAUAUGUGCUUUAUAUUUUUUGAAAUAAAGUGAAGUCAACUAGUAUUUAUAGUAAAUAAGUUACAUACACAUAAGUACAUAUAUGAUAUUUAAUCCUCACAACGAUCUUUUGACAUGUGACCAUUUCUUAUUCUUCUUUUAUAGACAAGGAACUAAUGAUAUGAUAGAUUAACUGGCUGUUGUCACACUAGCAAGUGGCAAAACAAGGGAUUAGGAUCUUAGUCUCUUCAACUGUUAGAUUCUAUACUUCCAUCCUGUGUUGACUUUGUUAAUGGAUUGGAUAAUGUGAGAUCACUCUGAUGUAAAUAAAGUAUCCUAUAUUAAUUUCGAGUGCAUUUUAAGUACUUGUAACAUAAAUGCUUCCUGUGAAACAUCUGUAAAGACCUGAAUGGGUACAUGUGUGUAAAGAAGAAUCAGGGCAGAAAAGUGCUUUUAUCAUGGCUCCGGGGACCUUAGCUUCAGUUGGUGUUGUGAGAAUUCCUCACACAAGGACAUUCUCCUUGCUUCAGCAUCAGGAUGGAAGUGUUUCUCAUCUGGACUUUUUCAAAGACUCAGCUGGAGGAAUCAGAAUUCAUAAUUUCCUGGCAGCUCAUGAUUCUGCUACACUACACCAUGCCAUCUCUUGUGUGAAAGGACAGAUUUGAUGGAGGACUAUGUCAUCCCUCAUGCGUUUCUUAUUGUCUACAUUUAUUCUAAUGGGAAGAAGUGAGCAAAAACACCUCAAUAAUUUGGGUAGUUUUUAGAAAACCUUGUUAGUAAAUUAGAAUAGUGCCACUUUGGCAUUAUGAGAAAGAAGCAUGGAUACAUAACUAGGGUUUUGUGUAUGACUACAACGAAAUGCAGAAUGGUGUCUCCAAAAGGUUUCCAGUUGCUGCCACAAGAACUGCUUGGUAUUGCCUACAUGUGUUGUCCUAUUUUUGCUUUGCCCUUCUGCAGUUACUUGCUGUGGGACCUUGGAGAAAUUAACUUAGCCUCUCUGUACUUCAGUUUUUUGUAUUUGUAAAAAUAUAUUUGUAAUAAUCUCAUAGUUAAGAAGGUAGUUAAUGUGUGACUCAGUCCUUGUCUAAAAGUAAAUAUGCCUAGCUACCCCCAUCUUCCAAAGCCAGAAGGUGAAACUUUAACAAGUUUUCUAAAAGCAAAUUGUGUUUUUUAAAAGUGCAUGUGUCAUCCAAUCCCAUAUGAUUGAUCUGUGCUGGGUGCAGCCUUAGAAUGUAAAUUCUUUUGAAUUCUAGGCAGAGAAUGCAGGAUUGGCAUUCUAAAUAUUUGUACAUGAUAAACAAAUGCUUCUUUAGGUUACAGCAAAUAGUUUACUUAUCAAGAUCACGAUUGUUAGAUACUGUUGUCAAUUACAGAGGUUUUAGAUGAGGCUUUCUGGAAUGAUUUAGUUUCCCUGUAAGGGAGCCUGUCUAUUGGAAUAGACAGGUUCACUUCUCCCAGUCUUUCAAGUUGCAUGCUUUUUAUAUCUGAUUCCACUGGCUGAGCUGAUUGUGAAUGUCCUAACCCUGUUGAUAGUGUCUGGCCACUCAUGGGCAAAGAACAGAUUAUCCAUUCUUUAUAGUUGUCUUUUAGUUUUACAAGUUGAAAAAACAUCUGAGUAGGUUAGAUAAUUUAUUCUACCACUUUGUAAAUGAUUAGAAUAUGUCAGUCAUAAUCAUGCCAAGAGAUUAUGGAUUUAUGCAUAUUUUGUUUUGCUGUAGUACCAUUCCUAGUUGAAUCUUAACAUCCAUGUCUAAAAUCUAUACAGAACAAAUAUUACAGUUGGGAAAACUG